Haliotis rubra (blacklip abalone) is the source of this 2519-nucleotide messenger RNA. RefSeq lists its product as uncharacterized. The record is from RefSeq and is a predicted model, not a curated record. Gene Ontology annotation, cellular component: sarcoglycan complex. The coding region runs from base 388 to 948 and encodes 186 amino acids. The transcript has 7 exons. NCBI's taxonomy places the organism in Eukaryota, Metazoa, Mollusca, Gastropoda, Lepetellida, Haliotidae.
CAUCUCACCUACACCCCUCUACCCCUAUCCUCAUCCGAACAACACCUCUCCCUCACCCUUCCCACCAGCACAGCACUACCUCUCUUCUCCCCACUCACUCCCCCAGCCAGCCUCCUCCGUUGUAAGCACGAGAGGGAGAGCUGGCACCCAUUAUUCUAAAAAUAGCACAAAUGGCACCACUUCCGUCGGGCUUGAGAAGAAUAAGUUGCACCAAGAAAGUUGUCAGUCUGAUUUAGCUGUUAAGUCGGAUUACAUCAGAGUAUGCAGAAAUCUUGUAUGAUGGGUGCACGGUAGAGCUCAGGUGUUCGUGUGAUACAGCAUUCACCCAAACAACAGCGGAACGACGACAUUGUGGAAAUCAGACAGUUGACCUGUUAACAGAGCACAAUGGAUUCUACAGAGACUCUUGCUUUGAAGACAAUGUCGGAGUUCAAUCCUCCCAACUAUGGAGAUGAGCGCCACCUGGAUCUGUUCCUGGACUUUCUGCUGACAGUGGUGCUACCAAGUGGCAUCGGCCUCAUCCUUGCAUUCUGCAUGGCCAUGUGCAUGUGCAGCUCAGGUUCCAGUCGGAAGAGAAAGUUAGAAGCUGAUGAUGAGCAGUACAGCCGCUAUGAGUCUGUACGUCGGGCAUCGCUCAGUCUCCGUCACAUGUCACAGAAGCGAGACACGCCCCUCAUGAACAACGAUCAGUGUAUGACCCUGGACCGUGAUCACCGACAUCGGCGUGGGUUCCGACCACGGGAUGCGUGUCAGUCAGCUCCUGGAACUCUUCAGAGACAACAUCGAUGGCGACUCAGUGUUCCCAGCCCCUCCCUCCUGCCUACAGCCCCCCACCCCAGUAUCCGGACAAUGAAGAUGACCCCUUCAAUUAUGACGACAUCCCGAUGCAAGAGUUACCUGGUCACGGCCACAUCAACACUGGUGCCUCCACCUAUAACGGCUACAUGACAAAAUGAGCAUCAACGCUCCAGCAGAAAGGGGAGACAACUGAUGGAGGGUAGUCAGUGAGAGGAUGUCUGUCUGGUACACAUCACUGACAUCUUGAUCAUCUGACAUCAUAGCCCAUGUAUACUGAUGAACAGAAAUAAGGGAACAGAUACCUGGGAUAGACACCAGUUAAAUCUUACUGCAACUGUAAAAUUGUUUUGUUUCCUAAUCUCAGUAAGGCCACACAAAAAAUAUUCUCUUUUCUCAUCACUUUUUAAAAAUAUAUGGGUGGGGCAGGCAGAUUAUAUUUUUACAUUUUAUUUCAUGUCCAAAAUUCCUUGAUUUCUGUGGAAAUUUACACCUUUUCUCUGACAGAAAAUAAAAACUUAGAAGUGUGAAAAAUCAUUCACAUUUUGAGAGUCAAAGUUGCAUUUUCUAUAAUGUAAAAAUCUUAGGGUUGGGUCGAAUAUUUGGGUCGGGCAGUAAUGAGAAACAAGAAUAUUUUAAUAUAUGGCCUUUUAAUAUUCAAAAUCUACAGAAAAUGAUGUUCUGAGGUCCCAGAUGGUGUAAGUGAACUGCAAUGAUUUUGAGCACAGACAAAGACACCAGUUUUCAUCUGAAUAUUUCAGAGAACAUCUUGGACAUGUGGUUUCUGUAAGAUAAUAGAACUGUUACGACAGACAAGUGUUUGUUGUUAAAUCAUGCACCUUGCUUACUCCUAGUUGAUAAUGUGCUACAAUAAAAAAAAGUCAAUGGCUAAAUGUCAUUAAUAGUAGCACUUAUCAUAUCUAGACAGAGACAAGGAUGGGCAACAGAUCGUUGCACCAGACCACCCAUUAACAAUCGUCAUAACACACAUUAGUCUGAUGUGAUAUUCCUUUAUCAUCCACAAGAUAUGUUACUAUGUCAUCACAAUCAAAUGACAUCACCAGUCUCUCUCCUACUGAUGCUGGUUACUUUUUGCACUCAAGACCCUGGUUGUUACUGUUUAUAAACCUUAAAGUUAGAAGAAUGAUAUUGGGAUUGAUAAAUGCAAUCUCUCUUGAGCAUAUUUUGAUAUCAAUAUAUCAGUUACAGCUUACAACUCCAAAGUCUGCCCUAUUAUAUUUGAAGAUGGGGUGGCAUGUCCGUCUUCAGCUUCAUCUGUGUCUAUACAGCCUAAAACUGUUGUAACUAUGGUACAUUAAUAUGGAUAUUGUUGUAGUGGUAAGUGUGCCUUAAGUGUAGUGGUGAAAGUGCUGCCCCUGGUCAAGUUCAUAUCCUGCCAGGGUGUGUAUGUAGUGACCUUGGCACUGAGAUUAUUGUAUCAUCCAUAUGGUAAAUGGGUGAGUGAGUGAGUUAAUAUUUAACGUCACAUCGGCAAUAUCUCAGCCAUAUCGUGACGAAUAUGUUAAAUGCACAUGGUGUGAUGCUAAGACUGAUCUUUGGUACAGGGUCUGGUGAAGUUUAAAUCAAAUUGAAGCCUGUACCAUAGAGUGUGAUGUUAGUGCGCUCCAUCGUCACGGCAACAUGGUUGCUUCAUGUUUUUAUAACUUGGGGGACAUUAUUUUGUUCUGUGUUCAAUGAUGGCAUUAAAAUAAUAAUACAAAAUA